AUGAAUGGUAGAAACAAAAUAGAUGAAAUGGCAGUGCCUUCUUUUAAAUUUAAUCUUUCUUUGCGCAAUAUUACAUUCUUUGUUCUUGCCCACAUCGGAUCAUUUUAUGCUAUUCGUUUAGUUUUUACAAAGGCUAUGUGGCAGACAAAUCUUUUUGGUAUGUAUUUUUCUUUAUUGCUAGUGAAUCAUAGUUCGUCAGAAUCUAGCACAAACUACAAAUGCGACAUUUCAGAUCGACAAGUAUUUUCAAAUUACUUUUUCUGCUUUCAGCGUAUUUGCUGUUCGUAUUUUCAUCUGUUAGUGUUACCGCUGGAGUGCACCGGUUGUGGUCGCACAGAGCAUACAAAGCUAAGCUACCCUUGCGCAUCUUUUUGUUAUUUUUCUAUACAAUGGCUUAUCAGGGUUCUGUGUUACACUGGGUGCGUGACCACCGCGUGCACCAUAAGCACUGCGACACAGAUGCGGAUCCCCACAACUCAAAGAAAGGUUUCUUUUUCGCCCAAAUAGGCUGGAUGUUGGCGAAAAAGCAUCCAGAUGUCAUCGCUAAAGGAAACACCAUCGACGUUAGCGACAUACUAAGUGAUCCAUUACUACGGUUACAAAAUAAAUAUUACUUUCAUGUGGUUUUCAUCAUCUGCUACAUGGUGCCGACGUAUAUUCCUACACUAUGGGGAGAGGAAGCAUGGACUGCAUUUUUCGUAGCUGGUGUUUUGCGACACCUGGUAUCAGUGCACACGAUAUCCCUCAUUAAUUCAGCAGCUCACAUUUAUGGCACCAAACCCUACGAUAAAAGCAUUUGUCCGGCAGAAAAUAUGACGGUCUCGCUGCUCGCUUCUGGUGAGGGUUUCCACAACUAUCACCAUACUUUCCCAUGGGAUUACAAAGCCGCCGAAUUAGGGGGAUACUCGCUUAAUUUUGCCACGUUUUUCAUCGACGUCAUGGCGAAAAUCGGUUGGGCAUACGGUUUGAAAACCGUUUCAGAAGAUCUUAUAGAAAAACGUGUCAAAAAAACAGGAGAUGGGUCGCACCCUGUAUGGGGGUGGAAUGAUAAAGACAUGCCUGAAGACGAUAGGAAAAGCGCUAUAAUUUCGUAAAACAAUGCGAUGUUCAUUAUCAUUCAUUAUACCUAAUCAGGUUUUAGAGAAGUAACAACAGU
This is a messenger RNA of Trichoplusia ni (cabbage looper), 1156 nucleotides long. RefSeq names its product acyl-CoA Delta(11) desaturase-like. The record is from RefSeq and is a predicted model, not a curated record. The coding region runs from base 219 to 1094 and encodes 291 amino acids. Gene Ontology annotation, biological process: unsaturated fatty acid biosynthetic process. Gene Ontology annotation, cellular component: endoplasmic reticulum membrane. NCBI's taxonomy places the organism in Eukaryota, Metazoa, Arthropoda, Insecta, Lepidoptera, Noctuidae. Gene Ontology annotation, molecular function: stearoyl-CoA 9-desaturase activity; iron ion binding. The transcript has 3 exons.